GGAGUGUUCCUGUUCAGUGCUGUCCAGAUGGUUCCUCUCACCAUGAACAACUACGUGUUCCCAGCCUGGGGCCAGGGAGUGGGCUGGUGCAUGGCGUUGUCCUCCAUGCUCCUGAUACCUGGAUACAUGAUCUAUAUGUUCCUCAACCUCAAGGGGGAUUACAAAGAGCGUCUGCGGAUAAUGAUCCAGCCCCCGACGAUGGUGAAAGGAGAACGUCAGGAGAACGGCCCUGAGCAGACUGCAGCAGAAGCAGAGAACCUGGCCCCAGCCACUGAAGAGGCUUACAUCUAAACCUUGUUACAUCUAAACCCAUGCCCCGAGGCAAACUCUCUGCAGAAAACAACGUAAUCAAGGUGAAAACGCAACCAAGGGAUUCGUCUCAAAUGGCACACAAUUCCCUAUGUAGUGCACUACUUUUGACCAGGACCAAUAUGGGUAGUGUUUCAUAUAGGGUACUAUUCCAUAUGGGCCCUGGUCAAAAGUAGUGCACUACAUAGGGAAUAUGGUGCUAUUUGAGAUGCAAAAAUAAUAAAAUGACUUUGAUGUCUGAUAUCCUAUCACCUACCUCCAGGGGAAACAUGUGACCAACCUGAUUACAAUUUAGUUUUCAUUUUUUUUUUUUUUUUUUUUUUUUUUUGUAAAAGAAAAGAGUAAAAUAGAAGGAAGAAAGAUACAGUAGAUUAACUAGCCAGAUCAGAAUGAAGGAAGGCUAUGUUACAGGACACGUCUGAUGUUAUUGUCAACGGUUCUAUUUCAUAUGCAAAAACAUUUUUAGUCUUUCUGAAAUUAUUACCUAGAAAAUUACUGUCAUUUGAAUUAUAAUUUAAAUUUUGGAAGCCCCAAUAUGAUUCAACACUACCGUGCUAAUUCAAGAUAUUUACUUAAUUAAUCUAUUAAAAAUAAAAAUUAUUGUAAAAAGGUUAUAUAUAGAUUAUAAUUCAUACGUUUGUAUUUAAAAGAAAUAUAGAAAAAAGAAUGGAAUGUGUUACAGUAAGUAGUCAAAUAAAUGCAAAACGAAAGAUGCAUAGUGGAAUUGAAUAUUGACCAAUUAUAAACAAUGACCAUUAUGGGAAAGUGCAACCUGAAAGGCCAAAUCUCCAUAUCUAUGUAUAUAAUAUUAUCACUGUUUUCCAAGACCCUGCCAUUUUUACCACUAUUUUACCCUUACUUAUUUACCGGAGCAACCUUUGAAAAGCACAAAGGCCAGUGUGGAUCUCAAAUCAUUCCAUUCGGUACGACUAUUACAAAAUGCAGAUUAACAUUUACAUACCAGAGACUGUUACAAUUGUAUCUUU
Molecule: messenger RNA, 1295 nt
Organism: Salvelinus sp. IW2-2015
Lineage: Eukaryota; Metazoa; Chordata; Actinopteri; Salmoniformes; Salmonidae
Product: sodium- and chloride-dependent GABA transporter 1
Cellular component (GO): membrane
Source: RefSeq, a predicted model, not a curated record